GCCAGUCCACCUGCAGCUUUGUUCGUGAUAUGCAACUGUACAUGAGAAUGUCUGCAGCUAUUAUACCUAAUGAUGCUGCUCCUUAAGCAGAAACCGACGCUAUAGAUAUACUCCUAUUCAUAAACAAAUCAGUAUAUUUGCAUGGUACAUACAUCCUAUACGCAAUGGAGAAACUGUAAAGUCAACAGUGACACUCCGUGUUUCAAUAGCAUAUAAUGAAAGGUAAAGGAAAAGGCAUGCAGGAAUCAAAGGGAGAUUGCUGUCCUCUUCAAUUCCCAGACCUUCAGCCUGUUGACCAUACUAAAGACUGUCCAAAGCUUACUAAUGUUCUAGAAAGGAGUGAGGAGGAUGGGGUGAAUAUUGAUGAGAUAAGCAGUAUCCAGACUGACCUGGAAACGCUGCUGGCAGCUGCAGGCAAGAGGCUGAAGUUGUUGGAGAGUGAGAUUCAGAUCCUGGUCAAUUGGCAGGAUAAGAAAGACAAGAAGCCAACGCCAGGCAAACAGGUAAUGGUGAAAGUUUCUGUCACAGGCAAAAUCUUGGGAUUUAUACCCCCACAUCCGGGCAAGAGAGGGAAGGGAGGAGGCGAGGACAAGCCCAGCAAGAAGUUCAAAGACAGUAAUGGGAAGAGUUCUAGUGUUACCCCACCCCCACCGAGCAGACCUAAGAGUAAAGUCACACAGUCCAAGAAUCAGGAAUUUGAUUUUGUGGACUCUCCAGUGGAUUUGCCCAAAUUGCCAAAGAACGAUGCUGUGAACCGCUUCUGGGUGUCAGUUGAGCCUUAUUGUGGGGAGAUCUCAAAUGAGGAUUUGAAAUUACUGGAGGAAAUACUAAAGUCACAUGAGGACGAGUCUGAGUACUACAAGAUCCCUGCCCUGGGGAAACACUACACUGAGAAGUGGGCAGAGGAGGACCUCAAGGAGGAGCAGAGAGAUGGUGCCAAGAUCAAUGACAAGAAGCGAAAUUCCAACUCCAAUCACAACAACUCUGUCAUGAGUCCCACUGAAACAGCUACAUUGCUCAAGAAGGCUGAAGCAAAUAACCUUGAUGAGUCCCCAUUCGGACACCUGACCCAGCGCCUGGUGGCUGCGCUGAUCGAGGAGAACAUCAUGACCCCUAUAGAUGACUCCCUAGCGGACAUUGCUGGGGGCAAAGAAUCUGCUGAGGAAGCACCUGCCAUCUCCCCACGCAUGCUGGCCAAACAGCUGAACAUUGUUAACCCAGCCCACUUAGAGAGAAGGAUUAAACGAGAGCUUGAAGAACAAGGUUUGAUAGAGAUAGAUGAUAAGGUGGAAGACAACCCAGACGAUGAGAUACUUGCAGAGCUGCGACGCAAGCAGCAAGAACUGAAGGCACUGAGCCAGCGAAAUGUAACAAUCACUAAAACACUGUACAAGCUUGCCAAGGAGGAGAUGGCGAGACAGGAGAUGAGGAAGAAGUUGGCAGCAGCUGAUGCAGAGGUGAUGGAAGCCUAUCGAAAGAUUCAGGCAGCUAAACAGAAGAAGAAAACACCAACAAAGAAGGAAAAAGAUGGAGCACAGAAAGCUUUGAAGGAGAGGGAUGCAAUACUGAAAGCCCUUGAAGUGUGAACAUGGACACAAUUUGACUCCUGUUAUUCAAUUUUGCAGGAAGUAUGAAGAAUGAUUCUGCUGAUUUCUGAUUUCAUCAUCACUGAUUCGUUUGACUGCCAUGAAUGAAUUUUACAUGAGGCAUGAAUGGGCUGCAUCAGGACUUGAUUGAGUCGGUGCCAAGUUGUUCGACAAGGAAGUAUUCUGGGGGUAAAUUACUCUCAGAGGACAUGUAUUGAGUCACAGUGAAAGCUGAGAACAGGAAACAAUCCUAUGUUAGUGUUGAUGUGUAUUAAUGUGUCGGUAACAUACUUUACAGCAGUACGUCCAGGUACAGCUUGUGAUGUGGUUGGUGGAUUAGUCAUUUUCAUUACUUACCAGUCUAUCUUGGCUCAUGAACAUGUUUGUGUGUGUACAAUGUCUUGUAUUAAUCAUGCUAGGUUCUACCACAAGGGGUGGAUGUUUAUAUGGGAUUAUUUGUGUUUGUAUGAUUGUAUGACUGGAAUAUGUACAUAAAUGGUGUAUCAUACA
Molecule: messenger RNA, 2096 nt
Organism: Haliotis rubra (blacklip abalone)
Lineage: Eukaryota; Metazoa; Mollusca; Gastropoda; Lepetellida; Haliotidae
Product: transcriptional adapter 3-B-like
Biological process (GO): regulation of transcription by RNA polymerase II
Cellular component (GO): SAGA complex
Molecular function (GO): transcription coactivator activity
Source: RefSeq, a predicted model, not a curated record